ACAGUCGCUCUACACUUACUAUUCAACCACCGAGUGCUUUUGGCCAUGUUUGUUAAAAAAAACUAGUUACGAAUGACCACUACUUCUGUCGUUCAGAACGUAAACACUGUAACCGGAAGUCAAAAACCGGCUUCAGCUACGAAUCACGGGAAAGGUCAAAGUUCAGGAAAAUCGUGGAUAGCGUUUACGAGAUAACAUGGCAGUGGUGACAAAACAAGCUGUAGUCUAGGUGCAGAAAGAACAGGAGGAAAAGGACGUGUAUCCGCAUUUGACAGUGAUUUGUGCUGCAGGAUUCUUAGCAGCUUUGGUUUAAAGCCAAAUAUGAGCAUGGCAGGUCUCUGGAGGAGUUAUCAAGUGUUAAUGACCAAGCAUCCAUGGACUGUGCAGAUUAUAACAGCUGGCACUCUGGUAGGGGUGGGAGAUGUCAUUUCCCAACAACUUAUUGAGCGGCGUGGCUUGGCCAACCAUGGUAUAAGACGCACCAUGAAGAUGAUGACUAUCGGCUUCUUUUUUGUUGGGCCAGUCAUUGGUGGAUGGUACAGGGUACUUGACAGACUUGUAAUCAGGGAGACCAAAAGUUCUGCCCUAAAGAAAAUGCUGAUAGACCAGGUGGGCUUUGCUCCAUGUUUUCUUGGUCUUUUCCUAUCAAUCUCUGGAACUGUCAAUGGUCUUACUGUGAAAGAGAACGUAGCUAAGCUUAAAAUGGACUAUGUGAAUGCACUGAUCUCCAAUUACUAUUUGUGGCCUGCUGUUCAGAUUGCCAAUUUUUAUUUUAUUCCCCUUCAUUACAGAUUGGCUGUUGUCCAGAUUGUAGCUGUGGCGUGGAAUUCCUACCUCUCCUGGAAAGUCAAUAGAAUGGUUUAAAAUUCAUGUUUUAUAAUAAAUAGCCUCACUGGAAA
This is a messenger RNA of Trichomycterus rosablanca, 899 nucleotides long. It is a transcript of the gene mpv17, whose product is annotated as mitochondrial inner membrane protein MPV17. Lineage: Eukaryota; Metazoa; Chordata; Actinopteri; Siluriformes; Trichomycteridae. Gene Ontology annotation, cellular component: membrane; mitochondrion; cytoplasm. The record is from RefSeq and is a predicted model, not a curated record. Gene Ontology annotation, biological process: cellular response to reactive oxygen species. Bases 322 to 864 code for a protein of 180 amino acids. The transcript is spliced from 8 exons.